This is a messenger RNA of Struthio camelus australis, 7517 nucleotides long. The record is from RefSeq and is a predicted model, not a curated record. Lineage: Eukaryota; Metazoa; Chordata; Aves; Struthioniformes; Struthionidae.
ACUACUGAGCGCCUGAGGAGGUGGCAGGGAGAACCCACCCCUCUAAACGCGUUCAGGGCACAAACGUCGACACGGGCUCAGUCGGUCUUGUGUUCAGGCUGCCUUUUUGAAGAUGACCUUUGCAAAUCUUUUGAAGUCUGUGUAAAUGAUGGAAUAUUUGGGAGAUGUCAGCGAGUGCCAGUAAUAGACAUAUAUAAAUAUGACAUUUCACCCCCCGUUCUUCAGCGCUUAAGGAUCAUCCUAGAGAAGCUCUCUCACAGAGGUUUUACCUGGCAGGAUGACUAUACGCAGCAUGUUAUUGGUCAGGAGCUCUCAACCAUUCAUAAAAUCCACAACAGACGCCCUGAUAUAUUUCCCUCUGAAAGGUCUGACACAGUAAGGACUUCAGAACAGAAUGCAGAUAAUGAAGGAAAUUAUAAUCUGGAAAAGGAUACAAACUUGGCCAAGUCUCUUCAGCAAUAUCUGACAUAUCUAGGUAUUCUCUCCCAGUCUGCAGCUACAAACCUGUAUCCAAGGAAGAAGAAUGACAAAGGUUCUGUCAAGAGCUACAUCUACAAUGAUCCCAUUAGGUACUACAUGAGGCAAAAGCCCAAAGAAAGUGCACCUGCUUUGGCCCACGCAUCUACAUCCCAUCAAGAGCCUAAUGAAAAUCUCCAUGGAAGGCUCUUCAGCCAGCCGCCGCUGGACAAACUUCUGCCAGAGUCAGACAUGGGGGUUGACCAAAAAACUCUGAUAGCCGCGCUACACACAUACAUCACGCAGAACUUGUCAGCACAAAGCAACGAUAAAAGCCCUCCUAGCAGGACUAAAGGGUCUUACGUUUAUGCUGACAUGUUCUACCCUCCUCAAGUCAGUCAUUUUGAUGGAACUUUUACCAAAGGAAAAGCAGAAGAUUUUGAAAUGGAGAAACUGUUGCAGCCGAAAUCUGUACCUGGAGUGCUGGUGCCAAGUUUGGAGAUUCUGAAUCAGAAAUCUUCUUCCCAGGACAAACCAAAGGACCCUCUGAGUGCAGUGGAUGAAACACUUAUUAAGGAUGUACUGAAGGACCUGGAGAAACAUCGGGUGAAUGUGGAGAACCUGAGCUCAUUGGAACUGGAUGAGAUUGCUGAUACGAUUGCUGAUGCAAUUCAAGCUGUUGACAUACAAGAAGAAAGGGAAGAGGGUGUUGGGAAAACUAGAGAAGACAAAACAGAAGGAGAAAUGAAGAAAGGAGAUGCACAAGGAAGGGCACGGGUUCAAACUGGGUUAAUGGAGAACAGUGUUAACAUAGCAGAUAAUGGAGUACGUGAAGCCAGUGCCAGGACUGAUAAAGAGGAGAACACUGCAAAACUAGUUAACUUCUUGAAAGAGAAUGCAUUACCUGAAAAUAUGCCUAAAGAACUUACACCUGAAGAAUCUACUAAGACCGAAACCAAGAAAUCUGAAGAUACUGACUCUCCCUCUUCUUCCUCAGAAGAAAUAAAUGCUGGUGUGGAAAACGUAAAAAGUGAGACAUUCUCAAGGGAACUGCCAGCUGCAAAGAACACUGAAUCUGACUCCAAAGACCUGAGUGAGACACACUACUGGAUUCAGAAUGCUUUGAUGAAGGAUGAAAAUCCUUAUGAAGAGCCUCAGAAAAAGAUGGGACAUGACUUACAACUUGAAGUGAAGACAUCUGAGGAGAAAGACUAUGGCUAUAUUGUGACGGCAAAAGACCCCCUGAGUGUGGAAAAGGGGUUGGAGUUAAUAAAGGAAGUGGCAGAUCUCCUGAAGCUGCAGAUGAGCGCCUUCGAUGAUGUCAACAUGCUGGGACCAGCUGUGACCUUCAGAGUGCACUCAAACCUUCAAAACAUUUCAACUGCAGACGUUGCCAAAGCAGCAGCUAUAAACAAAGAGAAGCUUGAAAAAACAACUGGACUGAAAAUUCUGCAAACUGGCAUGGGGGAGGAGCUAUGCCGUCAGCGUAUGGCAGUAAAAACAUCUGACCGCCCGGAGCCCCUGCAUGCUUCUCGAAUAAAUAGUGUUUCUUCACAAUUUAGUGAUGGGCCGAUUCCCAGCCCCUCGGCUCGGAGCAGCACAUCAUCCUGGUGUGAAGAACCGGUUCAGUCCAACAUGGACAUCUCCACCGGUCACAUGAUCUUGUCCUACAUGGAAGAUCAUCUGAAAAAUAAGAAUCGUCUGGAGAAAGAGUGGGAAGCUCUUUGUGCUUACCAGGCUGAACCCAAUGCCACCACCGUUGCACAGCGAGAGGAAAACAUCCAGAAGAAUCGCUCACAGGCUGUAGUACCAUAUGAUCAUUCCAGGAUAUGUUUGAAAGCUGAAAAUAGCCACGACAACUCAGACUACAUCAAUGCUAGCCCAAUUAUGGACCAUGACCCCCGAAACCCUGCGUAUAUUGCCACCCAGGGCCCUGUCCCUGCUACUGGCGCUGACUUCUGGCAGAUGGUCUGGGAGAACGGCUGUGUCGUUAUUGUCAUGCUGACACCCCUUACGGAAAAUGGCAUCAAACAGUGCUACCACUACUGGCCAGACGAAGGGUCAAAUCUCUACCACAUCUACGAGGUGAACCUUGUCUCUGAACACAUCUGGUGUGAGGACUUCCUAGUGAGGAGCUUCUACCUGAAAAACCUGCAGACCAACGAGACGCGGACAGUGACGCAGUUCCAUUUCCUUAGCUGGAAUGAUCAGAAAGUUCCUGCUUCCACAAGAUCACUUCUGGAUUUUCGCAGAAAAGUAAACAAGUGCUACAGGGGUCGCUCUUGUCCAGUAGUUGUUCACUGCAGUGACGGUGCAGGAAGAAGUGGGACCUACAUUCUGAUUGACAUGGUUCUCAAUAAAAUGGCCAAAGGUGCUAAAGAGAUUGAUAUUGCUGCUACCCUGGAGCACUUGAGGGACCAGAGACCAGGCAUGGUCCAGACAAAGGAGCAGUUUGAGUUUGCUUUGACAGCAGUUGCAGAGGAAGUGAAUGCAAUACUCAAGGCACUUCCACAGUGACCGGCUCAGGCUCCUAAAGGCUCCCUGAGGAUCCAGCCCUCAUUUCCUUAUCCUCAGUCCCUGUGAAUGUUCUUGGAAACCGUGACCUGACCUUAACUGUGUAUCUUCUGUUGUAACCACAUAGUGAUAGGGUCCUUACAAACUUCUUUAGCUGGUAAAAAGUUCAACAGUUAAAAUGUGUAUUCUGUCCUGGGGGUGUUUAAAUAAAUUUUACAAAGUACAUUGAAGCCUCGGAUUAAGCGACAGAACAGUCCAUCCAAUUUCUUUCACAUCCUCGAAGCCCUGAAUGUCACACUUGGAAAGCACACAUUCAUAUUCUUAAUAGCAAAUAUACAGUCUUGUGGGUAAUUAGUGCAGUCAAUAUCGUCUCAGAAAACAGUGCUCUGUUAUAUUUUGUAACUUCUCAAAGGCUGAAUGAGAGCGAGGGGCCUGAAGGGAUCGUGAUCGCUCCGAGACAAUGCCGAGCGGGAGCCUGAACCGAUGCCGAGGGGGGCGGUAAACCCAGGUCCAGGCUCCGGCAAAGAGCGCUUGCACCUUUUCAUGCUGGGCUUCGGCGAGCAAAUGUUUUCUUAACUGUUGUUUACUUUUCAGCUUUGUGCCAAGAAUGGAAGAAAAUCUCAGCUAUAAAUAAAUAGGCCUGCGCGGUUGUUGCAACUGGGGAGAACGGGUUGGUCAUAUUAAGGGGAACCCGGGGGAUAAUGAGCACAAGAAGUCUUCCCGGACACCUACCACUGACACUGCAGAAAAGGAGAGAGUAGGCUAAGCCGAAGUCACGAAUAAAGGCCCUGUCAGCAGUCAGGUAACUGGUUGGAGCUGUUACGGAAACAGAUUGUUGAUUUGAUGGGAUUACUGAGGAAGAAAAUGGAACUCUCCUCUUUAUAUUUUUGCCUUUCCCUCUGUAAAAACUGUGCCAUGCCAUCCUUUUUUGGACCGGGAAGUGUAUUUCUGUAAAUGCCUGGCUGAAGGAAAAAUCUCCAGUCUGCAUUUUAUGAUUCGCGUGGAGUUUGUCUGAUCCAGAUAUUUGUUGCAUCUUUCUGCAGAGGCUCUGUUCUUGCCUUCUUCUGAAUGACUCGUUUUAACUAAUUAUUAAGGGAUAAAGAAGCACACGGGUUCAAUCGCAGAGCUUCUUGUGUUCUAAAAAGCCUAAUGCCCACUGUUGCAAAGUAAUGCUAAAAUAUGUAUGCAGAGGGUUUGGUUAUGCAGUUUUGCUCACGUGAAUCCAGAGUUUUCGUUGUAGUGCUCUUCUAGAGGAAUGGAAACUUCUGACAGAAAGUACUCUGGUUUGUUCGAAUGAAGGGCCCACGGCUAAAAUUAUCAAAUGCGCUUACAUGACCUAAGCUUGUAAUUUUAUUUUCAAAAGUGAAAUUGAAUUAGGUCUAAGCUACUAAAUGUCUCCUUUCCUCUUGAAAAUGGGAUAUGAGCACUUUUUCAUAUGUUAUCCAACAUCUCUGUGAUUCAAGGUUUCUGGAUGGUUUUUUUUUUUCAAAAUCUUAAUGGUGGUGUAUGCUUGAAACCAUGCCAGGUUAAUUAUUUGACUUCAGCGUUGAAAACCAUAUAAUUGAUUUUAAUUUGGGAGGGGAAGCUUUUAUAAACUUCUAUUCAGUGAAAUGUUAAAAAUACAAUAUUGCAGAGUUUUGCUGGACCAGAGCUAACAGGCACCUAUGGAAAUCAACCAUGUUGCAGUUUUGUGUUGUAGGCGUGGAUAUUGGUGAUUUUUUCUUUUUAGCAAUUAAAGAGUUAUUUAAAAUAAAAGCAGAAGACUUGUUACUUUUCUCAUACAUCUUUGUAUGCUUUACUCGGUAUGCACUGUUGCUUAAUUUGUGCAUAUUAUUACCAUGGCAGCACAGAGCAGUUACUGCAGAUGCCAUCAUCCUCUUAAGUACACAUACUGUACAUUAAGCCACAUGUUUAUUUUAUGGCCUAAGCAUUUUAGAGCUUUCCUAGCAAUAACUAAAAAAACUAAUGGAGUAUGAAUGAGAAAAUUGCCUUUUUCAUUUGAUAAUUUAGGUUUAACAGGAUUCUUUUAUUACCUUAGCUAAAACAAAAUUGCAGAUCAGGACAGAUGAGAUCAGUCUGAGCAGCAUCAGCAAGCGUUUGAAGUGGAUUUAAUGUCAGCCGUAUACUGCAGCUUUCUGAAAAUGCAGGUAGCUAUAUCCAAAUAAACUGGCCAAGGAAUCAAAAUCAGAACAUCCUGAGCCUUCCUGUUAUCAGGUAGAACUGCUUCACAGGGCCAGUUGCUGUGCCGUUACCGGCUGCCACAGGAACAAGGAGGUUUUAGCACAGGUUCUUGCCCCGUCAUUCAUGAGUGUUUUGCCUUCCGACUGUCCCUGGGCAUACAAGAAACAUGGCUGAUGAGCCUUUCGUUUGCACUUCAGGAAUGUUUUUUUAAUUGUUCUUUUGCAAAUAUUUACGUUUCAUAAUAGCAAUUUCAGGGCGAUCCCUUUUAAUUCACAGGCAGCUGAGUGUGAGACUAAAAUAUUGGUCUUCGUGCUUAGGAGUUUAUUUAGCGUAGAUUAGAGGGCAUUAAUCUCCCGCCAGGCUAAUGGGGCAGGGACGUGUUAUUUUAUUCAUACUUGUGGAGUGGUUUGAGCAACGCAAGGAAGCUCCAGCGGGUUGGACUCGCGCGCGCGCUGCCCGGCAUUCGCAGGCCUGCUGGUUUCAGCCAUGUGGUGUGCGGUUCUUCCACAACGAGGUGCCAGGCCUUUUCUGUCGACUGUAGGCCAUCCCGCUGCAUAUUUCAUCCGGGCGAUGCCCUGUUUCCGGGGGGGGAUAAUUUGACGCAGGCAUUUGCCUGCUAGGGAAAUGCACAGUUCAGCUGCAUCAGGACAAGCCAUUUCCCGGGGAGAUGCCAAACCACGGAAAUACAAACCUGGCAAAGCCACGGUGUGAAGGAGACGAGUUCUCAGCCAGGGCAGGUAUUUCAUUACCCUUUCCACUGUUAACUUAAUCCUUGCAAUUUGGCAAGGGGUGGUGGUCUUGCUGCCCCGGGCCUCGUACCCAGGCCCUGGUACCUGCCCCAUAUUCACUGGCAUUUUGAGUUGAGGAAAGGGUCUUCCAGGAAACCAGGAUCCAGUGAGACACAUAGUCCUUGCUUUUCCAGUGAUGUUCUGCAUGAUCGUCAGUAAGCCGAUUGCCAGAGAAAGGUGGGCUGGUGCCUGACUCGUAGCCAUAAGCAGCGUGUUUAACAUUGACCGUUCUUGUGUUCCUGAUAGAGACAAACUGAAUCUAGAGGUGGUGUUUGUGCAUUUGAAUCUGUCAAUGACAUUCAAGGGGGGAGCUGCGGGCGGGAGCUUGAGCCCCGCUGCUGCCGGCGCUCCCUUCCUCACCGUGCAAAACCCGCGGCCGGGGUAGAGAAGGGGUUGUCGUCGGCGUUGCAGUUUGCAGGAGUAACAGCACGGCCGCCCUGCCCGGCCUUCGGCCUUCCCGGGACGCUGGCCGGGAUUUGGAAGGAGGGAGGGGCAGGACAGCGCAGGUCCCGAGUGCCCAAAUCUUUGGGGUUCAGCCCCAGCUGCACGAAGAGCAGCGCGGGUUUUGCUGUUGACUCACCUAUUCCAGGCACCAGCUCUAACGUUGCUCCUGAACAUCAUCUGGUAACACCCAGUGCGAGUCCUUGGCACUAGUGAGGGCCCAGGAAUGAAUUUUAGCUGAAAAUCCCAUAUGCAAAUCUCAAUUUGGUAGCAAAGCAAGUAGGAUUUUUUUUUUAAAUAGAUGCUACUGAAAUUUAAAAAAAUUUUAAACAUUUUAAAAUGUUUAACCAACACCAACAACUAAACCUUCUUCGUCUCUCUAGCGUGCAUGGAGAACCAGUGUCAGUGCAUCCCCAGGGAAAUGACAGCUAUAAUACCGCUAAGGAGCUCAUGCUUUAUUAAUCAAGUGGAACAUUAAUACAGCCCAACCCACUUCAUAAUUUCCAGAAUCGGUAUUAAUUAAAAAAGUGUUUAUUGGAAUAGAAAACAAGCAUUUGAUUAGCUUUGUUACAGAACAAUAGCUCUCCUAAUUUCUAUUCUGCAUAUUUUAUUCUUUGGUUAGAAAGCCCUCAAGAAGCAGUUGUGAUAAUUCACUUUUUAAAACUGUACAGUUUCUAUGGUUUUUGCUUUUUAAAUGAGAGUACACUUUGUAGAUUUGAUUAUUAUAUUUUUCUGUUAAGAUUGCAUUGGGCAUUACAAAAGCAUUCCCCACCACAGUGAGAAGAAAGCUACCCUGUUGGCUUAUUGUUAAAAAAAAAAAAAUUAAAACACAAUUGCAGAGCUGUGGCAUACUCAAUCCAAUUAGAGCAUGACUCUUUACUACUCUUCAUUUACCACAUUAGAAACAAGAUUAAGGUACACCAGCAAGAUUUCAUUUGAAGCUAUUCUUGCAUGCUCUUUGUACUGUAUUGGAUGGCAUAAUAUUGUUUUGUUUGCAUUUUCUUUCUUGUCAUCCUAUUAUAUUCUUUAUAUGUAUAUAGUUAACAAAAAAAGAUCAUACAAACUAUUUUGUUCUACCUCUGUAAAAAUCAUAUUUGUGAAUAAAGUCACCUCGUCCGUGGCAUAUGGUACUGUGAA